GGCGCGCCCGGAAGGCUGAGGGCGCUACACCGGAAGUGUCUCCGGGAGCGGGAGCCGCACCGUCCGGGCCUCACAGUGAUGGGUCGCAACAAGAAGAAGAAGAAGCGAGACGGCGACAACCGGCGUCCGCGGCUCGUUCUCAGCUUCGACGAGGAGAAGCGGCGGGAGUACCUGACAGGCUUCCACAAGCGGAAGGUGGAGCGAAAGAAGGCAGCCAUCGAGGAGAUCAAGCAGCGGCUCAAGAAGGAGCAGAAGAAGCUCCGGGAGGAGCGCCACCAAGAAUACCUGAAAAUGCUGGCCGAGAGAGAGGAGGCACUGGAGGAGGCGGACGAACUGGACCGGCUGGUGACGGCAAAGACAGAGUCCGUGCAGUAUGACCACCCCAACCACACAGUCACCGUGACCACCAUCAGUGACCUGGACCUCUCGGGGGCCCGGCUGCUCGGAUUGCCCCCGCCUGGUCAAGGGGCCGGGCCUGGGCCUGAGGAGGUGUCAUCGAUGGAGAAGCCGACCAAAGCCUUACCCAGGAAGUCCAGAGAGCCCCUGCUGUCCCAGCGGAUCUCCUCCCUCACAGCAUCGCUGCACGCACACAGUCGCAAAAAGGUGAAGAAGAAACAUCCUCGACGAGCCCAGGACUCCACCAAGAAGCCCCCGAGUGCUACUCGGACCAGCAAGACCCAGCGCCGCCGGCUGACCGGCAAAGCCCGGCACAGCGGCGAGUGAGCCCGAGAGCCAGGCCAGGCCCCAGCCUCGGCUGCAAGGAUCGGUCCCGCCUCUGCUUGGCUGUCCCUGUAACCCAGCCUGCGCUGACACCGGGGGCUGUUACCCCAGAAGAAGCAGGCAUGAGAACUGGCCUCCCUCAGGAGGAACCUUCUGAGCCACAUUUGGAGCACCUUCCUAAAUGUAUACACCACUGGGCCUCCCUCAGGUUUUU
Pipistrellus kuhlii (Kuhl's pipistrelle) is the source of this 934-nucleotide messenger RNA. RefSeq names its product nucleolar protein 12 (gene NOL12). The record is from RefSeq and is a predicted model, not a curated record. Gene Ontology annotation, molecular function: RNA binding. Gene Ontology annotation, cellular component: nucleolus. The transcript is spliced from 6 exons. NCBI's taxonomy places the organism in Eukaryota, Metazoa, Chordata, Mammalia, Chiroptera, Vespertilionidae. The coding region runs from base 79 to 723 and encodes 214 amino acids.